CAGACAGUGCUGGUUGGAUCCUUGUUCCUCAUGGGGAAAGAUAUAAAGUGCUUGGCUGCUAAAAGAUUUGUUUGACUGUUAAAAUGUAGUCACCAACUGAAUGCAGGGGGACAAUACAAAGUAUUUGCCUAAAAAAACAAUGUGAGGAAAGGGCUUUUGUGUUCUAUUCUUGGAUUACAAAGUAAUGUGUAAACUGUUGCAUAUUCUGAAAGACUAUUGCUGGCACUUGCAAUAUUUCCAGCAGGGAGUAAAACUAUAAGCGCAACUCUUCUCUGCCCUCCGCCGUGUCCACAUGCUGCUUAUUUUUAUUGUCUCGCCUCGCACUGAUUUCAGGUGAAAGUUACAUCACUGCCAUCUGGAAAACAUUUUCACAAAGAAAGAAGAGAUGUUCAGUCAGAAAACAAGUUUGAUCAUGUGGCAGCUCUGCUUGGCAGCCAUCCAGAUUUGAUUCCCUGGCUGGUUUCUUAACUUCAUGCAAAAAAAGAGUGCUUUAAAAGGUUCAGAGAGAGAAACAGAGAGAGGGAGAAAGUGAUUUAGGGAGUCGGGGAAGGCAAGCAUUUUCCGACAUCACAUCAUGAAGGCGGCGUUGUCCUACUCUUCCUGUUUUCCCUUGUGUCUCAGACACAGUCCAGGUGACAUGAACAGUGAACGCAGUGGAUCUCCUCUGUCGUUGCAGACAGAGGGACAUCACUCCUCUUCGUCAAAGCCUCAAACUCUCUGUGGGAUGUCUGAGGGAGACAUCACAGUGCUGCCAAUCGGACCUGCGUCUCUGGACCUGUCCAGGCAGGAGAACCGGACACUGACCAGAUUAUACAGCCAGAACGGAGCAUAUCACCUGAGGAUUUUACCAGAUGGAACAGUGAGUGGUGGCAGGCAGGAAAAUGACCCCUACGACAUACUGAGGCUGAAGGCUGUGAGCGUAGGAGUAGUGGUCAUCAAGGGCGAGAUGACAGGAAGGUACCUGGCCAUGAACAAAAAGGGACGCCUCUACGGAUCACAAGCACUCAAUGAUGAGUGUUACUUUCUGGAGAAGUAUGAAGAAAACCACUAUAACACAUACUGCUCUCAGAAGUACAACUGGUAUGUGGGGCUUAAGAAGAACGGCCAACCCAAAGCAGGACCAGACACCCACCAGGGUCAGAAGGCCAUCUUUUUCCUACCAAGGCCUGCGGGCAACAUGUAAACCAAGACGGCCCCAGGAACCGUGGACACGCUCACUGAAGUCUUUAAAUGCACAUUAAUGGUGCAAUUUUUACUCCGGUCAAAGUAUCACAUUUAAAGAUCGCUUAGAAUCACUACAAUAUAGCCGAUAUAGCCUGCGGCAAACACAUAACGCUGUUU
This is a messenger RNA of Etheostoma spectabile (orangethroat darter), 1341 nucleotides long. Its product is annotated as putative fibroblast growth factor 1. The coding region runs from base 575 to 1183 and encodes 202 amino acids. The record is from RefSeq and is a predicted model, not a curated record. The transcript has 3 exons. Gene Ontology annotation, molecular function: growth factor activity. Lineage: Eukaryota; Metazoa; Chordata; Actinopteri; Perciformes; Percidae.